AUGAAUGUGACCUCUAAUGAGCACAAGGAAGUGUAUCAGAAGCAUUGCAAUCGUUUCUUUGACAACCCGCAUGAAUCCUGCAUUGUUUUUUGCCCCUUGGAUUUGCCUUACCAAGUUGAGCUACACAGGGGUGGACGAGGCUUUCGCAAUUCCAGCUAUUCCAUGAUGGGUGCCCGAGCACGAGUCGAGCAAAACCUAGAUCCAGAGGAUGAUCAUGGGCACUUCGAGUUUUCCGACAGCAUUUAUUGCAGAUAUGAAUCUCUUUCGGAUGAUUUGAAAUAUGGAGCCGUACUGUGGGCAGCCGAACAUCGCAAAACGUCAACCUUUGAUGUCAAAAUCUCGGCUUUGACUUCAGCAUUCACUUAUCAGGAAGCUUUGCGAGGUACCUACAUGGAGGCCCCACUGUUUCUCAUUGGAGCGGGCUUGGUUUGGUUGUUCUGUGGCAUUGGAAUGCACUUCAUCAACUUCGAGACCCACUCCUGGUGCAAUCCCACAAACUGGUUCACAGCCACCAUAUGUCUUGCCAGCGCGGUGCUUGCAAUGUUGGCAGCUGUGGGCCUGAGUGGGUUCUUAACGGUCUUGGGCCUGAGGCUUACGGCUUCAUCGUUGUACGUGUCCUUCAUGAUCUUGGGCAUCGCAGUUGAUGACAUGAUGAUUUUGGCGGGGUUAUUCUUCGAAGCUCCUAAAGACCAUUCCUUGGCUGACCGUCUUGCUGCAAGCUUUGGCUCAGCGGCAGCUUCCAUCACACUCACCAGCAUCACCACGAUGGCUGGCUUCCUUGCUGGAAGUGCCGUGGACAUGAUAUGGAUCAAAUCCUUCACGCAGGUGGGCGCACUUGCAGUGUUCUCAGACUAUGUUAUCCAGCUCACCUUUUUCUCCGGAGCAUUUGCUGCAUUUCAGCGUGGAUAUGGCAAGCUGGAAGCAUCUUCAAAAGAUCGAGGCCAUGCUCACGCUGCUCUGGAGACCUAUGCAAGGUGGUCGGCACACAGUGUAGCAUGCAAGGCCAUCACUUUCUUUGUGUUCACUGUGGUGCUUUUCAUAUCCCUUUGGGGAACCCAGAGCUUGGAGGCGUCAUUUCACUCAAAGGUGCAGAUGCCUGACGAUUCACACUACCAUGUCCAUUUGCAGGAUGGGCUCGACUACAUGGGAGAGUAUGGUUCGAACACAGUGUAUCUCAUGAUGCAACACCAGGUUCUCCCGGGCCCAGACGUGUUGAGAGCAACAGCAGAGUACGCGCAGCGCAUCAGAGAGCUCAAUGGCCAGAAGCCCUACAUGGCAGCCGCAACAGACUGGACUGUGGCUGUGCAACUCUGGAUGACUAUCCAGUCCAUUCCAGAGCGUUUGAGGGUGCGCACCAACACAACAACCUUUGGUGUAGCACUUCAAGAGGCCCUUGACGGUACUGUUCGAAAUGAGUACGGGGCAUUGGCUAGGCAAUGGGGAGAUGUGGGUGUGGCUUAUGCUUCAGGUGGGCUUGCUGUGCAAGCUGCUCUAGCCGAAAUACAUGGCAUGGCACAAGACUUGCGCCUUGGCCCGCACCAGUCACUAGCAAACACAAGAGCCACCCUGCACAAAGUGCAGGUUGCCCUCAACGCAACCCGACAUGCCUACGGCAACUUUACUCAGGAGCUUGGGUUGAGCAUGCAAACUGUGCUCGGUGCAGCACUUGCUCACCUAACUGCUGCGGCUGAUGCAUACGCGUCUGGACCUGCCAGUUUCGCCACGGCAGAGAGUUUCCUGCAACAGGCUGCCACUACCUUCAAUUCACCAGCCCCUACGGCGACUCUGAAUGCCACGGCCAUUGUUCAUUUGGAGGAGGCAGCAGGGCACCUCCUUGAGUCGGUGUACAGUUUCAACUCCUCCCUGGCAGUGCGGAUUCAGCGAACUAUCGCUUCUUUUAAAUUUGCAGCUCGAAGCUUCUACGAAGCUUUGCCAAGUGACGACCGGCUCCUGGCAAAAUACAGCAUUCAGUUCGGACACCGAGAGUUUCUAAGGAGACUUGGUGACCUGCUGGAGUACAGUGCUGAUCUACGGGUGAAAGUCAUCCUUACGCAAUGGUGGAACACAACUCUUUUUCCCAUGGAGCUUGUGGGCAUCCACGCAAGAAAUAUGGCAGCAACCUUGAGAGCCAUGCAGCAGACAGCGGAAACCUUUGCUGCCUCUGAGCCAUUGGCUCCUUUGGCUGCAGCUUGCGCGGAACUCCGGAGUGCUUUGAGUGGUUCCUCGGAUGCAGCCUUCAACUCUGCGGCCACCCGUGCCUUUGGACACCUCGUGGCAUCGGCCGCGGCUUAUGCAGGAGAUGAGAGCAACUUGGCUCACAUUGAAGAACACUAUGAAUCUGGUGCUUUCAAAGAUCCAGGUGCAGAUGACAAGUGUUCCCCCCAAGAGCUCACCCUGGACAGCUUGCGCCGUGGUUUGGCCUAUGGAGUUGCUCACUACCGUUCUUCUGUGGUUUGGAACGCUUAUGCCAACUAUUCCAUGGCAGAAGCACAGAGGUGGUUGACCAGCAUCAUUGGCCGUCCCGUCAACCUGAAUACACCACAAGCAGCCAGGGCCACUCGGAGGUUUAUGGGCCUUCAAUGGCUCUCCUUGGUGGGUGAGAGAGACCAGGUCGCACGUGAGCGAGACGCUGAGCGCAAAGCGGAUCGGGCCCACAGAGCGGUUGCCGCCGCACGGCGGAUGCGCUUGGCCAGGGAGUACUCUGCAGAAGUCUGGGAAGAUGUGGAUAACUACGAGGAGAGCUUCGGCACAGAGAUGGAAACCGUGGUCUACAACCAAGAUCUAAAGCCAGGCGCGCGCGGGGAGGGUGAAUUUCUGCGUUCGACAAUGGAGGAGAACAAGUCCAAGAGAGUCUAG
Durusdinium trenchii is the source of this 2856-nucleotide messenger RNA. The record is from the annotation of a GenBank genome assembly. NCBI's taxonomy places the organism in Eukaryota, Dinophyceae, Suessiales, Symbiodiniaceae.